This is a messenger RNA of Glycine soja, 801 nucleotides long. RefSeq lists its product as uncharacterized. NCBI's taxonomy places the organism in Eukaryota, Viridiplantae, Streptophyta, Magnoliopsida, Fabales, Fabaceae. Gene Ontology annotation, molecular function: catalytic activity. The record is from RefSeq and is a predicted model, not a curated record. The transcript has a single exon. The coding region runs from base 1 to 801 and encodes 266 amino acids.
AUGAAUAUCUUGUCAUAUAACGUAAGAGGGCUUGGAAGGAGGGUCAAAUGGCCCACAAUAAGGAGGCUAGUGAGGAAGCACAACAUAGACCUAUUAUGCCUCCUAGAGAUGAAGAAAGAGCAAAUUGACAACACAAUGUGCCAGGCAUUAUGGGGAAAUCCUGAUGUGAAUUGGGAACUACAACUUGCUGUAAAUAUAGCAGGGGGACUAUUGUGUAUAUGGAGUGAGAAAAGUUUCAAAGUGGAACGUAAAGUUAGUGGCAGAGGGUUUAUUCUACUGGAAGAAGUAUGGAUUGGAGAGGAUCAUAAGCUGAUUAUAGCUAACAUAUAUGCUCUUUGCGAUCCUAGUAGCAAGAGAGCUCUCUGGGAGUCUCUCAAACAACUCAAAAAUCUGAACCCUACGGGCCUAUGGUGCUUGUUGGGAUAUUUUAACAAUGUCAGAAACCCAGCAGAAAGGGUGGGCUUAUCCCAGAGGGGAGCGGAGGACAAAAUCGUCAGUGAAUUUAAUGAGUGGAUAGAGGAUCUUGAAGUUGUAGAGCCACCAUGGGUGGGGAGAAAUUACACGUGGUUUAGACCAAAUGGGACAUCAAAAAGUAAACUGGAUAGAGCACUUGUAUCCCCUGACUGGUUCACCAAAUGGCCUACUAGUACACAAUUUAUUUUGGACAGAAAUUUCUCGGAUCAUUGUUCGGUUCUGCUCAAAUCCAAAAAUAUGGAUUGGGGGCCCAAACCAUUCAGGAUACUUGACUGCUGGCUCAAGGAUAGCUCAUUCGAGAAGACAAUUUCUGAAUGUUGGUCAUAG